CAAGAUGGCGGCGCCGCCGCAGACGCAGGACCCGGCCCGGUAGUUCCGCUGCGCCCAUGGGGCCCCAGGGCCUCCUCGGGCCGCGGUUCUGCGUCCUCUACGCUGUCCUGGGUGCUCUGCUCUGCGGGCUGCGGCCGGCGGCGGCGAUGGCGGUGAAUGACGAGAAGCGGUCGGCGAGCCCGGUGACGGCCACGCAGUGCUGGCAGGUGGAGGACUACGUGGUGGUGCAGGAGUGCUCCCGGUGCUCCAGCUUCCAGACGAAGGCCAUGACAGAGUGCAGGCCCACGGGGUUCGUUGAGAAGGUCACCUGUGCCACCUCCAAGAAAGAGGAUUUCAAAAGGUGCCGCUCGGCCGUGAUGGAGGCUCACAUCUUCUGGCGCUUCGUGGGCACCAUGAUGUGUGUGGCUGCCCUCUUCGCCGUGCUGGUGGUGUGCCGCCAGCGGGUGCUGGACAGGAAGGCUCUGGAGAAGGUUCGCAAGCAGCUGGAGUCCAUCUAGCAGGGCCCUGACCGCAGGGCCCUGACCCCCAAGCCUCUGCCAGCCAGGCAGCAGCAGCAAGAGGGGUGCCUGGAGGCAGGCCCUGCCCUGGAGGCCACCAGGGUGUCCUGUGGGCUGGCUGAGGGGUGCCCUGCUG
Molecule: messenger RNA, 633 nt
Organism: Dryobates pubescens (Downy woodpecker)
Lineage: Eukaryota; Metazoa; Chordata; Aves; Piciformes; Picidae
Gene: JTB
Product: jumping translocation breakpoint
Exons: 5
Coding region: 57-497 (146 amino acids)
Biological process (GO): mitotic cytokinesis
Cellular component (GO): spindle; midbody; membrane
Source: RefSeq, a predicted model, not a curated record